This is a messenger RNA of Striga asiatica, 441 nucleotides long. Lineage: Eukaryota; Viridiplantae; Streptophyta; Magnoliopsida; Lamiales; Orobanchaceae. The record is from the annotation of a GenBank genome assembly.
AUGAUAGAAUGGUUCGAUAUAAUUGACCUGAUCGUCUCUUUUGAAUUGCCAUCAACCGGCUUGAAAGAUGAGUCACGGCUGGAAAAAAUUCCUAUAGCCGCUGCUUCCAUAAAAGCUCCUUCCUCUCGAGUGGAACCAACGGCCCCGGUAGAAGUGAAAGUCUGGAAACAACAUACGAACUUCUUGCGAAAAAGAAAGGGACGGAGGAUUGCUGUGAUAUUUGCGGGCAAUUUGGUGGAAGAUUCUGAUCAUGUCUUUCGAUUUUGUUCGAAAGCACUUAUGGUUUGGUGGAGGAUCGGCGGUAUCCGACUCAGGCAACUUUCGGGGCUGCCUUUGUUAGAUUGGGUGAAGAAAAACUGCCACAAGGAUACGCGAGGUGGUUGCAUACUCUUUGAGCUUAGGAGCAAGCUUAAACCUUCGCUUGGGCUAAUGGUCGCAUAA